Gryllus bimaculatus (two-spotted cricket) is the source of this 388-nucleotide messenger RNA. NCBI's taxonomy places the organism in Eukaryota, Metazoa, Arthropoda, Insecta, Orthoptera, Gryllidae. The record is from the annotation of a GenBank genome assembly.
AAUUAAAAUGGCUAAAAAGCUCAUAAAGGUUUGGAGUACCCUCGUUGAACGGACCUUUCAAGACUGGUCACUCUGCGAAGGGCUUCUCGAGGUGACCGAUGGAAGAACUUGGGGGAGAGAUUGGGUGGCAGUGUCAAUGGCUUUCUUGAGUCUCGUGUGUCCCAUGGGCUGGGCAAGCUGUGACCUGGACUGUGUCCAGGUGCAAGGCGAUCCAGUCUCUCAACAGAUGCUGGGCGUGGCUGCUGCCUGUGCCGAGGGUACCAUCCUCUUCCUGGUCCUCCUGCAAGUCUUAGAAGCUCUGCACCAACUAGGGCUUGCCCCAGACCACCAGAGCCAAGGCCUGCAGUGGUACCAUGGCCUGCACCGGGGCGACGGUAACCAGUGGUAA